AUGGCACCAAAAGAAACACCACUUCCUCUUCACGACACCCUACGAGACCUUGCUCUUCUACGGGCUUCUUGUGUUGACCUUUCUGGUCUGAUUGCUGAUGAUACGACAUCCUCACAGGCUUCGAGAGAGGUCGAAGAGGUUGAAAAGUCCACAAUACAAUCAUACGCGUUCGUGCGAGAAGCGCGGACGGCGUUGAGAUUGCACAAUUCAGGAGAGGCGCAAAAGCAGGCGACAAGGAUCGAGAAGGUGCAAGUGGAGCUGGUAGAUGUGCUGAGAAGUUUGUCGGAUUGA
Messenger RNA from Suillus bovinus, 291 nucleotides. RefSeq lists its product as uncharacterized. Lineage: Eukaryota; Fungi; Basidiomycota; Agaricomycetes; Boletales; Suillaceae. The record is from RefSeq and is a predicted model, not a curated record. Bases 1 to 291 code for a protein of 96 amino acids. The transcript has a single exon.